AUGGCCGAUGAACCAACUCUGCCCAGCCUGCCAUCCUCCAUCUCAUGGAACGCGCAGACCGAGCGCUUCAGCAAUAACCCGCGGAAGCGCAGGUACAACUUCAAGAGCCACUCGGUUGCGCCCCCGUCAUGGUCUAACUCCAGCGAUCCCGCCGUUUUCUCCAGCGAUGAUGACCCCGGUCUGGACAACUAUGUUGAGGGGAGGCGGAAGAAGAAGAAGUACGUGGGUUCGUGGUUCCUCCAGCAGCCCGCGUCGUCUGACUCGGCUACCGGAGAGCCGCGGCCGGCACUGAGGGGCAAGCGGACGUUGAAGCGUGACUUGGACAGUGGUGUAUGGAUGGGUAGCGACAGCACGGAUGGAGAUGAGAGCGUCAUGAUGCCCGAUCUCCCGACGCAGUCGAGGCUUCCCCAGUUGAACCGGGCACCACCUCGUCGUCGUAAUGUUAUCUCUGCCGAGGAGCUGGAGGCGCGGGAAAGGAUCCAACAGUGCCUGGACGCCGGUAACGAAUACAUUGAUCUCUCGACUAGCAUGAUGGGACUCAAGACACUGUCCGAUGCUACCAUUCGCCCCCUAUCCGAAUUCUCCUACAUACCCAUCGUGGCCGAGGGCGUUCCAUUCGAACAGAAGGACCCGGCUCUGCAACUCUACCUCUACCGCAAUCCUUUGCUCAAACUUCCAGGCGCUAUUUUUGAUCUGGAGCAUCUCACAGUACUUUCACUUCGCGGAUGCCGACUGAGGGAGCUCCCUCCGGCCAUUGGCAGGUUGCGGAGCCUCCGUACCCUGAACCUUGCGCAGAAUCUUCUGAGGUACCUCCCCGCAGAGCUGCUCGAUCUCAUGGCCGCCCCCUCCGCCUUGGAAGAGCUGCUUUUACAGGGAAACCAUUUCUUCCAGGCGACCGAACGACCGCGUCUCACCGAUCUGGAAAGCCUCGAGGGCGACGGCUCGGAAGGCUCGGAACUGGUCGAAGCGUGGAAGCCGGGGUCCGACGGAGUUGCCGCGAGGUUCUUUGCGCGAUCACCGGUUCACUACCUGGACAGCUCGGGCUUCUCGCAUUCAGACUUCCGCCUCGACCCCGAGGCCGUCAUUGUGCAGACGGAACGGCAGGAUGGUGACGGAAGCACGUCCAGCGUUGCCCCGCCGUCAUCCGCCCCUUACCACUCCAAAUCCGCUGGGAGAUGCGUUGCUAGUGCCAAAGGGAGCCGCGUUCCCAGCCUGAUGGAGCUGGCGCUGCGCAGUGCCUACAAGAGCUCCAAAUUGAACGAGCUUCCCGACUAUAUCCCCGAUUCUCUGGCUCACUUGCAGGCGUUAUUGGAGCGUGCUGCGGAUCAGCGUGAGGUGGGCGGGCUUACGUGCUCCGCGUGCAAGAAGCCCUUUGUGGCGCCGACCACUCAGUGGCUGGAAUGGUGGCAGGUCUGUCUCAUCGAGAACAGACAAAAAGAGGAGGGUUACGUCGUCAAGGCCCGGCCGUGGACCGACUUGGAUGAGGAGAAUGAUGGUGCCGUUCCCUUUUUGAGGAGGGGCUGCUCAUGGAAGUGUGGUCCUGCCCAUGUUAGAGAGGGACAAUGGACGAUUCGAUCUACCAGGGAGAACUAG
This is a messenger RNA of Colletotrichum spaethianum, 1593 nucleotides long. RefSeq names its product leucine-rich repeat-containing protein 1. Bases 1 to 1593 code for a protein of 530 amino acids. Gene Ontology annotation, molecular function: protein binding. The transcript is spliced from 2 exons. The record is from RefSeq and is a predicted model, not a curated record. NCBI's taxonomy places the organism in Eukaryota, Fungi, Ascomycota, Sordariomycetes, Glomerellales, Glomerellaceae.